CAAAACACCAUUUUGGCAAACCUCCCCCUCCCUCCAGAUUCUUCAUUUCCCGCUGACACCUCUCCACUACUCUCAGUAACUUCUCCGGCGCCGCCGUGGAAAGCAUAGUUCUAGAAGCGAUUGGGUUCAGCUCCACAUCUCAGUUUUCUUUCUAAUGGCGAUUGACAGGAUUCUUAAAGAUGAAGCUACGGAAGAAAAGGGAGAGCGAGCUAGAAUGGCAUCCUUUGUGGGGGCUAUGGCAAUUGCCGACUUGGUUAAGACAACAUUAGGACCUAAGGGAAUGGAUAAAAUUUUACAAUCAACCGGCAGAGGUCAUAGUGUUACAGUUACAAAUGAUGGCGCCACAAUUUUGAAGUCCCUCCAUAUUGACAAUCCUGCUGCCAAGGUCCUGGUUGACAUCUCUAAAGUACAAGAUGAUGAAGUUGGUGAUGGGACAACGUCUGUAGUUGUUUUGGCUGGAGAACUUUUAAGGGAGGCAGAGAAGCUGGUUAAUUCGAAAAUUCAUCCAAUGACAAUUAUUUCAGGUUAUCGUAUGGCAGCUGAAUGUGCAUGCAAUGUGUUGCUGCAGAAGGUUGUUGAUAAUAAACAGGAUGCAGAGAAGUUUAGGUCGGACUUGAUGAAUAUUGCGAUGACUACUUUGAGCUCGAAAAUCUUGUCUCAGGACAAGGAGCAUUUUGCGAAACUGUCUGUUGAUGCAGUUAUGAGGUUAAAGGGCAGCACCAAUCUAGAGGCAAUCCAAAUUAUUAAGAAGCCUGGAGGUUCCUUGAAGGAUUCAUUUUUAGAUGAAGGGUUCAUUUUGGAUAAAAAGAUUGGGGUUGGCCAACCGAAACGUAUUGAGAAUGCUAAGAUCUUGGUGUCCAACACUGCAAUGGAUACUGAUAAAGUUAAAAUCUAUGGAGCACGUGUCCGAGUUGACUCAAUGGCCAAGGUUGCUGAGCUAGAAGCUGCUGAAAAAGAUAAAAUGAGGGAGAAGGUGCAAAAGAUCAUCUCUCAUGGAAUAAACUGCUUUGUUAACAGACAGCUGAUUUACAAUUUCCCAGAGGAACUAUUUGCCGAUGCAGGGAUACUUGCAAUCGAGCAUGCUGAUUUUGAUGGUAUUGAGCACCUGGCUUUAGUUACUGGUGGAGAGAUUGCAUCUACCUUUGAUAACCCAGAGUCUGUCAAGCUUGGCCACUGCAAACUCAUUGAAGAAAUAAUGAUUGGUGAGGACAAGUUGAUCCACUUUUCUGGGGUCGAAAUGGGUCAGGCGUGUACAAUUGUCUUGAGAGGUGCAAGCCCUCAUGUACUGGAUGAAGCUGAAAGGUCUCUGCAUGAUGCCUUGUGUGUACUGUCUCAGACAGUAAAUGACAGCAGAGUUCUACUUGGAGGUGGAUGGCCAGAGAUGGUGAUGGCGAAGGCAGUGGAUGAACUGGCUAAAAAGACACCUGGUAAAAGAUCUCACGCAAUUGAGGCUUUUUCCCGGGCACUUUCGGCAAUUCCGACCAUCAUUGCUGACAAUGCUGGUCUGGACAGUGCUGAGCUGGUCGCUCAGCUUCGUGCAGAGCAUCACAAGGAGGAAAGCAAUGCAGGGAUAGAUGUCAUCACUGGACAUGUUGGAGAUAUGGCAGAGUUAGGAAUUUCAGAGGCAUUCAAAGUCAAACAGGCUGUGUUGCUCUCUGCAAUCGAGGCUGCUGAGAUGAUCCUACGAGUUGAUGAAAUCAUCACAUGUGCCCCACGGAGGAGGGAAGGAAUGUAAGAUGUGGUUAAUCUGUUGAGAUGUUUGUAUUCGGUCUUGUGGUUAAGAUUUUAGGUAUAACUGUAGAUUAGAGUACAAACUAUCGAAUGUUGUUCGCUUUCAUGCCAGUGUAAACACUGCUUGGGAAGUUUUGAAGAAACGUUACUGUUAAGUUUAUGUUUUUGUUAAGUUUUGAUAGGUUUGAUCUAGACUUGCCUAUAACCGAAUAUGUUGUGCACCGGAUAGCUUUUAUGCAGCUGCUUCUGUGGUAGUCUACAGACAUUGUGUCAGCAGAGGCGAAGUUGAAAUGUAAUUGUUUUCAAGACUCUUGAGCGUGUUAAAAGGUUUAAUGAGAAUUGUAUUUUACGUGUC
Molecule: messenger RNA, 2086 nt
Organism: Nicotiana attenuata
Lineage: Eukaryota; Viridiplantae; Streptophyta; Magnoliopsida; Solanales; Solanaceae
Product: T-complex protein 1 subunit beta-like
Exons: 12
Coding region: 155-1735 (526 amino acids)
Biological process (GO): protein folding
Cellular component (GO): cytosol; chaperonin-containing T-complex
Molecular function (GO): ATP binding; ATP hydrolysis activity; ATP-dependent protein folding chaperone
Source: RefSeq, a predicted model, not a curated record